UCCCCAAAUCACUAAUCCUCCGCUCGUCUUCUACUUCCCCAACAGCGAAGAGGAAAACAGAGAGAAAAGAGAAAGCAGAAGGCGGCCAUGGCGACCGCCACCGCGGAGGUUCAAACUAAGGCCGAGAACCAGAACGGAGAGCAGAAGACCAGACAUCAAGAGGUCGGCCAUAAGAGUCUUCUUAAAAGCGAUGCUCUCUAUCAGUAUAUUUUGGAGACGAGCGUCUACCCCCGUGAGCCAGAGAGCAUGAAGGAGCUCCGAGAGAUCACAGCUAAGCAUCCAUGGAAUCUGAUGACCACAUCAGCGGAUGAGGGACAAUUUCUGAGCAUGCUUUUAAAGCUGAUAAAUGCGAAGAAGACGAUGGAGAUUGGCGUAUACACAGGCUACUCUCUCCUUGCCACCGCCCUCGCUCUUCCCGACGAUGGCAAGAUUCUCGCCAUGGAUAUAAACCGGGAGAACUACGAACUCGGCCUCCCGGUGAUUGAGAAAGCCGGGGUGGCUCACAAGAUCGACUUCCGCGAAGGCCCCGCCCUCCCUGUUCUCGACGAGCUCCUUAAGGAUGAGAACAGCCACGGCUCCUUCGACUUCAUCUUCGUCGACGCCGACAAAGAUAAUUACCUCAACUACCAUAAACGCCUUAUCGACCUCGUUAAGCUCGGCGGCGUGAUCGGCUACGAUAACACGCUAUGGAAUGGUUCCGUGGCGGAGCCGGCCGACACGCCCAUGCGGAAAUAUAUCAGAUAUUACCGCGAUUUCGUGAUCGAGUUGAAUAAGGCCUUGGCCGCAGAUAAGCGCGUGGAGAUCUGUCAGCUUCCGGUCAGUGAUGGCAUUACUCUCUGCCGCCGUGUUAGCUGAACAAGUGUUUAUUGGUUGUUAUACUGUCUUUAAUUUCUUCUAUGGUGUUGACGGUGUAUUUGGAUUUCGUAUGCUUUAUUUAUCUUUGUUUAAUUGUCUUACAUGCUGUGAGAAGCACAGCGUUCUCUGUCUUUGUGAUCUCUUUCCGUUUCUCUUCGUUGUAUCCAUUAUGACUGUGUCCCCGCUUGCAGUGGAAGAGGAGAAGAAUUAAUGAGGAAAAUGGAUUCAAAGUUUAAAUUUGCAACA
Messenger RNA from Dendrobium catenatum, 1101 nucleotides. RefSeq names its product caffeoyl-CoA O-methyltransferase. The record is from RefSeq and is a predicted model, not a curated record. Bases 88 to 855 code for a protein of 255 amino acids. The transcript is spliced from 4 exons. Lineage: Eukaryota; Viridiplantae; Streptophyta; Magnoliopsida; Asparagales; Orchidaceae. Gene Ontology annotation, molecular function: S-adenosylmethionine-dependent methyltransferase activity; O-methyltransferase activity.